Messenger RNA from Mirounga angustirostris (Northern elephant seal), 317 nucleotides. RefSeq names its product small ribosomal subunit protein eS27-like. Bases 1 to 255 code for a protein of 84 amino acids. Gene Ontology annotation, cellular component: cytosolic small ribosomal subunit; ribosome. Gene Ontology annotation, biological process: translation; ribosomal small subunit assembly. NCBI's taxonomy places the organism in Eukaryota, Metazoa, Chordata, Mammalia, Carnivora, Phocidae. Gene Ontology annotation, molecular function: structural constituent of ribosome; RNA binding. The transcript has a single exon. The record is from RefSeq and is a predicted model, not a curated record.
AUGCCUUUGGCUAGAGAUUUACUACACCCAUCCUUGGAAGAGGAAAAGAAAAAACACAAAAAGAAACAGCUAGUUCAGAGCCCAAAUUCCUAUUUUUUGGAUGUAAAAUGUCCAGGUUGUUACAAGGUUACCACGGUUUUCAGCCAUGCUCAGACGGCGGUUCUUUGUGUAGGCUGUUCAACAGUGUUGUGCCAGCCAACAGGAGGAAAGGCCAGACUCACAGAGGGGUGUUUAUUUAGAAGAAAGCAACGCUAAUGAUCCACACGACCUCUUGAAUUUGUGUUAUAUCACAGAAAGCCUUAUGAGUUUAGUAAUUC